AUGCUUGCAACCCUAUGGUCAUCGGAAAAGAGAAUGGAACUUGCUACCAUGGAACUCAAUUGGAUUAACUCGAAACGAUAUACAUUAGACCAGGGAAUUUUGGAUUUGCUGAAGGAGAGACCUCCACAAAUCACCGUUGAUUGUAACAGGACGUCAGCAGCUUGUGCCUUCCAAUUUUGGAUUGAUCAGAAGGAGAGCUUUUAUUGCGCUUUGGAGGGCUGUGACUUUAUUGAAGAAAACACGUAUGCCCGAAACGUAUCAAAGUAUAGAUGUGCUAGCAUCCAAUGCAAGUGCGUUCCUGGACGUAUGUUAUGUGGAGAAAAGGAUUCUAUCGACUUGUCAGAAUGGAUGACAGAUCCGGAUGAAGGACCUCGUGGUCCUGGCCAAAUCUCGUGUUAUGAGGAUAAUAUAAAUCCAACCCCAUCCAGAAUGUGUCGAUUCGAAGAACCCAAUAUGAACAAGUUGAUUGCCGAUUUCUUUGGUGAUCCAUAUAUCACUCUUAGCUGCCACUCUGGUGAAUGUCUUCACUACUCUGAAUUGCCAGGAUAUGAACGACCAUCACCUGGUCAAGGAUUCUCACCACUAGUCAUAGUGUUACUGACAAUUGGUGGUGUAGGAUUGAUUGUCGUCGUAUUUGGAUCGGUUAUGUAUGUUGGGCGACAAGGUGACAAGGAUACAAAGGGAUAUCUUCCAAUUGAUGGAGAGGAGCCUGACUUUGAACAGCAGGCUGAGCUUCGACGACAAAACAUGAUGACGAAUCAUGUGCCUUGUACCUUGAUGUUUAGAGACCUAUCCUAUGUCAUAGAUCGUAAAGCUCGUGCUGGAUUCUUGUCUAUUGGAGGAUCUACUCAGUCUUCUGCUAGACCCAGUGUAGCGGAAGGACUGCCACCUCAGCCUGUAUCCGCUACAGGAGACCGUAUAGUCGUAUUAGACGGUGUACAGGGUAUUGUAAGACCUGGCGAAGUACUGGCCAUCAUGGGUGGAUCUGGUGCAGGAAAAACCACAUUUUUAGAUAUAUUAGCCAGGCGUAACAAGGCUGGUAUUGUUGGUGGAGAGAUUCUAGUCAAUGGGCAUUUUGUGACCGAUGAAGAAUAUAAGUCCAUCAUUGGGUACGUUGAUCAAGAAGAGACCUUGAUGGAGACACUGACGGUCUAUGAGACCAUCUUGUAUUCCGCUUUGUUGCGAUUACCUCGCUCCAUGUCAUACAAAGCUAAAUGUCAACGAGUAUCAGAAACCAUGCUCGAACUGGAUAUUCUCAGCAUCGCCAAUCGACGUGUUGGUGGUAAAGGGGAACGAGGUAUUAGUGGUGGAGAGAAACGACGUGUCUCUAUAGCGUGUGAACUUGUCACUAGCCCUUCCAUUCUAUUCCUGGACGAACCGACUUCUGGCCUGGACUCGUACAAUGCGUAUAACGUCAUUGAGUGUCUGGUAGCAUUAGCUCGAAACUUCCAGCGAACUGUAGUAUUCACCAUCCAUCAACCCAGAUCCAAUAUCUAUGCUUUAUUCGAUCAACUAGUGUUACUGGCUAAAGGUCGAACAGUCUAUUCAGGGCCAGCUCAGGAGCUCGUUAUCGACCAUUUCUCGUCGUUGGGCUUCGAUUGUCCUCUAGGUUUCAAUAUUGCCGAUUAUCUAGUCGAUUUGACGAUGCAUGCUGUCGAGACGACCAUGAAUGCAGAUUCAAACAAUCCGUUAAUGCAAAGUCCGACAGAUGCUGUAAUAAACUUUGAGACACCUGCUCCUUCACCAGGCCGACCAGGAGUUAAGAGGAAAUCCUCCAUUCGUGCUCGUCAAGAAGAAAAUCUGUUUACUCCACAUGCACGAUCAACUCAUCCUAGCCCAAUGAGUACUAAACGAGAACUAUCAUCAACAAACCUGAGCAAAUCCAAGUCUCCUGCUGCUACUGGCUCUAAUAAUAUCGAACAGACACAGAAACGAACGGAUGUAGAUGAAAUAGAUGACUCGCUCAAUGAUCUUUUGGACGAAGAUUGGGGUGCAGGCCAGCAGGCUGGUAGUGGUGCAAACCCAUCUAAAUCGAGACAGGGCUCGUCCAAGAAAUCACCAAAAUCUCCGUCGAAUGCCGAUAGAUCCGUGCUAUCAACAUCUGCACCGGCUGGUUUAGGCCUCCUCGGUGAAGCAUCAUUAGCAGGUCGUGAGUCGCUAUCGUCUAUUAGAGCAAGACGACAAGCGUCAGUAGUAAAUGGCUCUCCCAUUAUAUCCGACCACCUACAGCUUCUGAUUGAUGGAUACUCUUCAUCGGAUAUAGCACGACAAUGUCACAAUGAGAUUGAAGCUGCUGCAACUGUUACUGGGUUCAGUGAGCUGCGACGAGCGGCUUCUACUGGCUCUAAUGGAAGAUUUAUGAUGGGAAGGUCAGGUAGUAGUGAGAACAGAAAUGGUCUUGGACACGGAUCGGAUGGUCGCCAGACUGGUCAAGCAUCCGCUAUGCCGUAUCCUGUUGCUCAACGGCCUAGCAAUGCACCUGUUGCCACUGGAACAAUACAAAAGAUAUACGACUUCGUAUUCCCAAAUACUGCUCGAGCAUCAUGGUGGGAUCAAUUCCUUAUAUUGUCUGGUCGUACCUUCAAAAACUUGUAUAGAAACCCGCUAUUACUGAAGCUGCAGUACAUAUUGUCUGUGGGUCUCGCCAUCAUAUUAGGACUCAUGUACUACAAACUUGGUUUUGACUUGCCUAGCUUCCAGAAUCGUAUGGGCCUCUUCUUCUUUGUUUGUGUUGUAUUUGCUCUUGCAUGUCUUAGCUCAAUGCAGCUGUUUGCAUCUGAAAGGUUAAUAUUUAUGAGAGAACGUGCGAAUGGUUAUUAUAGUCCAAUCACCUACUUCACUUCCAAAAUCUUGUUUGACUUGCUACCACUCCGUGUCGUCCCGCCAAUCCUCCUAGGCCUGAUUGUAUACCAAAUGGCAGGCCUUCGAGCCGACUCUCCCGAAUAUCUCCUAAAAUUCCUCUUGACGCUGGUAUCAUUCAACGCUACAGCAGCGGCAGCAUGUCUACUUAUCUCCAUCAUGGUACCCGAUCUGGCAUCAGCGAGUCUGGUAGCAACAGUAGUAAUACUAUUUGAAAUGCUUUUCGGAGGAUUGCUACUCAACAAGCCAUCCAUUCCUGUAUAUUUGAGUUGGCUAAAUACCGCCAGUUACUUUAAUUGUGCUCUAGAGGCUCUUGUUGUUAAUGAGGUCAAUGGACUCAAGCUUUUUGAUGACAAGUUUGGGCUAAUGAUUGAUGUUCCUGGAGCUAUCAUAUUGAAGGAAUUUGGAUUUGAUUCGCAAGGGUUUUGGCCAGAUAUUCAAAGGCUUGCUAUCAUAUUCGGUGUGUUGACACUUGUAUCGUUCUUGUGGUUGCAGUUAUUUGUAAAAGAACGCAGAUAG
Synchytrium microbalum is the source of this 3378-nucleotide messenger RNA. RefSeq lists its product as uncharacterized. Gene Ontology annotation, cellular component: membrane. Lineage: Eukaryota; Fungi; Chytridiomycota; Chytridiomycetes; Synchytriales; Synchytriaceae. The record is from RefSeq and is a predicted model, not a curated record. The coding region runs from base 1 to 3378 and encodes 1125 amino acids. The transcript has 8 exons. Gene Ontology annotation, molecular function: ABC-type transporter activity; ATP binding; ATP hydrolysis activity.